Humulus lupulus (European hop) is the source of this 834-nucleotide messenger RNA. RefSeq lists its product as uncharacterized. The transcript is spliced from 3 exons. Lineage: Eukaryota; Viridiplantae; Streptophyta; Magnoliopsida; Rosales; Cannabaceae. Bases 11 to 589 code for a protein of 192 amino acids. The record is from RefSeq and is a predicted model, not a curated record.
UCAACCUUACAUGGACGAGCUAGUUGAUCAAAUUAUUGAGGAUAUUGAAUCUAUAAAAGAGGAGCAUCGUAAUUUCAGAAAGUUUCUUCCCAAAGAUUGUCGGCGAAAAUCACAAGACAGUUACGACGAAGACAAGAUGUCUCAAAAAAGAGUGAUCAAAAUACCCAAAGCUAGUGAUGCUAUGGCUAAAGCUAAACUGACAAUAGCUAAGAGGCCAAAGACAAGUGGGUCCCAACAAGUUUCCGAGAUUGACUUUUCUGAUAUUCCGCUGACCCAAUCUUCUUUGGGUACAUGUACUACUAUCAAGAGGAAAGUUGACUUUCUUGACCCAGAGGUCCCUGAUGAGACUGUCCUACGAAUUCCUCAUACAGUGUCGGUUUACUCGAACCCUACAUCGAUUGAAGGACAUGUAAGUGGACUACUUCAUCCUGCUGAUCGAGAACGAUUGAAUGAUCUUGGUCGAGUUGGGGCUGCCAACUAUGGAGUAGCUGAGGCUUACAAGAUUCUUCAAGCCAUGAUUUACAUUCGAGAAGAUUAUCCUGUUUGGAGAAGAAGAAUAGAAUUUUGGCCAAUAAUAAUGCUUCCCUGAAGCUAGAGAUUGAGAAGCAUGUAGAGAAAGAGAGCCAAUCUAAAGAUCUCAUUAAAUCUCUAAAGGAUGAGCUUAAGAAGGUGAAGCAAGAGCUGAAUAAUGAGAAGAAAAAGGCAGAGGACCUUGCCUUUGAUUUUGAGCAGGUUGCUUUGACUGCUGUUAUCAAGACUCGUGGAGAACUAAUGAUCGAGUACAAGGAAGGAAGAUAUAAUGACUGGGAUGUGGAAGGUGAGAUAGAAACUUAC